Messenger RNA from Perkinsus marinus ATCC 50983, 884 nucleotides. Its product is annotated as Myeloid leukemia factor, putative. The record is from RefSeq and is a predicted model, not a curated record. Lineage: Eukaryota; Perkinsozoa; Perkinsida; Perkinsidae. Bases 27 to 719 code for a protein of 230 amino acids. The transcript has 4 exons.
AGAUUUCCAUUAGAAGCAGCAAAACAAUGUCUAACAGACCCUCUCGUCGUCGUGAUGAUGAUAACCACAAAGCCGAUAGGCAGCAGCUGGCUCGGGCUGAGCAGGUUGAUCCCUUCGGUGUCGGCACGAUUGAUAGGAUGUUCCGCGAACACGAACAGGCAAUGGACAACAUGAUGGAGGGAAUAGAAAGAGACAUGUCUCUUGCCACUCAAGCCGCCGCCGGUGAUGACCUCAUCGGAGGAAUGCUCCCUACAGGUCAGCAUCCACAACAAGGGCAGUACUCGAGUCAGGUCUAUGUGUCCUCUAGUCGUCGUGGCCCCGAUGGCAAGACCGUCACGGAGCAGUAUCAAAGCUCGACUGUGGGAGAUGCCGAUAGGAAGCUACGAGAGCAGCAGGAGUUGUAUGCCAACUCGGGUACUGGUAUUGAUAAGAUGGCCUUGGAGAGGACCAUGGGCGAACAAGGCCGCAGAGUCGUCCGUAGCCGUAACCGCAACACUGGUGACCAAAACACCCAAGACAUGCUCAAGGGUGGGCUCACUGAAGAGAACGCUGCCGAGUUCGACCAACGUUGGCAAGAGGAUGCCGUGCCUCACCUGCCUCCUCAUGGAGCACCUGGGAUGCCUGCCUUGGGUGGUGCUCAUUAUAGCGGCAUCGAAGAUGCUGGUGAUAGGCAGUCAAGGAGAAGAAGCCACGAGCAGCGACAGCUGACUGGCAUCUAAACACCCCUUAUUUCAAGAUUAUCAUAAACCCUAUCUAGAAUGGGCUGUAUAGUCCACCCUUAGAGUGUGCUGCUUUUUUCAACCAUUGGAGCUAUAUGAACUAUGAUCACUCCUCCAUAGUGUCGAGUAGAUGACAAACACCCCUGAUAUAAGCUAUCAUUUUGA